AGUCGCCUUCUCCCCUGGAGCCUCCGCCGGGAAAACCUCGCCGAGACGCAGGCCGCCUCCGACUCCGCCUCUGUUCAAAGCCAAGAGAUCUCACCCCCUCCGCGUGGCAACUGCCAGGACGAAGUUCUCGCCUCGCCCUGCCAACGACAGCAGGAGCCCAACUCCCCACAGAUCGAGGAUCUCCCCGCCGCCGGAGAACCCGAGGAUCUUCCCCCAGAGCUCUUUCCCUACUGAAUCUCAAGCUUUAAUUGCAAUGGAGACUUCUUUGGAUAUGUCACUUGAUGAUAUGAUUAAGAACAGAAGUGUAAGGGGAAGAGGAAGGGGAAGGAUUCAGAGGGGUGGUCGAGGCAGAGGUGAUGGACAAAGGUCAGGCAGAGGUGAUGGCCAAUGGCUAAGCAGAGGCGAUGGCCAGAGGCUAGGCCGUGGUUUAGGGCGCGGACGUGGCGCUGGCACCUUCCGUGGAAGAGGAGUGCCUUCACAGAGGCCACUUGGUGUCAAUACUCGCUCGUCAUCUUAUGCUAUUGCCAAGUCAUUCAACAAAACAAAGGAUUUUGCGUGGACACAUGAUCGUUUUGAGGAUAGCAUGGUGGCUGCUGGACUUUCAGGGAUAGAAACUGGUACAAAGCUAUAUAUUUCAAACUUGCACUAUGGAGUGACAAAAGAAGAUUUGCAGGAACUUUUCUCUGAAAUGGGUCAUUUGAAGAACUGUGCUGUUCAUUAUGACAAUAAUAGACACCCAACUGGUACAGCUGAGGUGAUAUUCACUAGGAGGAGUGAAGCUGUUCAAGCAUUGAAACGAUAUAAUAAUGUGCGCCUUGAUGGGAAAGAAAUGAAGAUCGAAGUAAUAGGAGCAAAUUUGGGUCUGGCUGCUGUUUCUGCACCUCGUGUUAGUGUUGUUCCUGGUGCAAGAGGAAGAGGACAGAGAGAAGUUGUAAUGAUGUCUCGUUCUAGUGGGUUUGGUCGAGGUGCGGCCGACUCUUCUAAUUUCCUUCCUGGGUGGAAGCGCAACGGUUUCUCACAAAGAGGAGGACAGGCCCGUGGUCGUGGUCGUGGCCGUGGCCGUAGUUUUGGCCGGGGUCGUGGACGAGGACGUGCUAUCUAUGUGCCGAAGGGGUCUUUGGGGAAAUCAGUCGACCAACUGGACAAGGAGUUGGACACCUAUCAUUCUGGAGCAAUGAAUGUUGAUUAAGAGAUGCUGCAUCUGAUCACGUGGGUUGAGGCUUGGAAUUUGAUUUUGUUUGAUGUUUAGUUUUGCUGGGGAGUUACCACUCAGCUGUGUACACAUACACACAUAUGGCAGUCUACAAUUUCUAGCUCUCAUCUAGCAGUGACGUUGUAAUUGUGGUUAUUGACUCUAUCAACUAUUUUUAGGUGGA
Messenger RNA from Lolium rigidum, 1376 nucleotides. RefSeq names its product THO complex subunit 4D-like. Gene Ontology annotation, biological process: mRNA export from nucleus. The coding region runs from base 254 to 1189 and encodes 311 amino acids. Gene Ontology annotation, cellular component: nucleus. Gene Ontology annotation, molecular function: mRNA binding. The record is from RefSeq and is a predicted model, not a curated record. Lineage: Eukaryota; Viridiplantae; Streptophyta; Magnoliopsida; Poales; Poaceae. The transcript is spliced from 7 exons.